Molecule: messenger RNA, 1854 nt
Organism: Labrus bergylta (ballan wrasse)
Lineage: Eukaryota; Metazoa; Chordata; Actinopteri; Labriformes; Labridae
Gene: lpar2a
Product: lysophosphatidic acid receptor 2a
Biological process (GO): regulation of metabolic process; adenylate cyclase-activating G protein-coupled receptor signaling pathway
Cellular component (GO): cytoplasm; plasma membrane
Molecular function (GO): lysophosphatidic acid receptor activity
Source: RefSeq, a predicted model, not a curated record
UGAUUUACAGGCGUCGAGUUGAAACUGUUCCGUCGCCUGGAAGCACAGAAGUGAGAGUAGCACUGAUGAGAAGCUGUUUCAUCAGCUUGUAACUCGCACUUUUAAUCCGAGCUGUCUGGAUGGAGGAGACCCUAAAGACGCCGUGAUGGCCAUAGAAAGUGGUGUGUGGAAUACCUGUGACUACAGCCACAAUGUCACCUUCUUCUACAACUUGGUGGGUAAGAAGAUCAGCACAGUGUGGACACCGCGGGACUAUGUGGUUCUUGGACUGGGCUUGACAGUAUGUCUCAUUGUAGUCCUGGCAAACCUGAUGGUGAUGGCAGCAAUCUUCAUGAACCACCGCUUCCACUUCCCCAUCUAUUAUCUCCUUGGUAACAUGGCUGCGGCAGACCUGUUUGCAGGCAUCGCCUAUGCCAACCUGAUGCUGAACACUGGACCCUGGACCAGCACGCUCACAAAGGAGCAGUGGUACAUCCGUGGGGCUUUGAUUGACAUCAGCCUCACAGCCUCUGUGGCUAAUCUGCUAGCUGUGGCAGUGGAGCGCCACCAGACCAUCAUCACCAUGCAGCUACACAGCACGAUGACCAAGCGGCGUGUGGUGCUGCUGAUAGUCUGCAUCUGGGUCGUGAGUGUCAUCAUGGGCCUGGUGCCCUCGACUGUUUGGAACUGUGAGUGUGAUCUGGAGGACUGCUCCACCGUCGCUCCCCUCUACAGUCGUCGCUUCCUCAUUUUCUGGGCAGUUCUCAACCUGCUCACUUUCUUUAUCAUGGUGGCUGUGUACGCCCGCAUCUUCAUCUAUGUGAGAUAUCAGAGCAGAUACACAUCUCAGCACUCCUCAGAGGCCCGGCACAGCCAGACCGUUGUCAACUUGAUGAAAACUAUCUCCAUGGUUUUGGGCGCCUUUGUAAUCUGCUGGACACCUGGCCUUAUGACACUCUUACUGGACGGGCUGCUGGGUAAAGCCAGCCAUGCCAAUGCCUACGAGAAGUUCUGUUUGGUGAUAGCGGAGUGCAACUCUCUGGUCAAUCCGAUCAUCUAUUCCCUGCGAGAUGACGAGAUGCGAAGCACCUUCGAGUGGAUCCUUUGCUGCCUGUGUCGCAGCAGUGCUGGCCAGCAGAGGAAACACUCCCCUGUGGAGAUUGCUUCACCACUGCCUGAGGAGACUCUGGGCUGUGUGCAGAAGUCAGACGGUCAAGCUGCCUGUGUGGAAACAAACAAUUAAGAGGACAGUUGGACGAUGGCAGGGCAUGAUAUCUGCAGGUCUACAUUUACAGAUCCUUGUUUUGUUUUUUUACUGUAAUCUCUCAUUGUGUAAUGUUGACUUUUUGCUCUUCUGUGCAGAGAGAACUUUGGCCAAACAUGUCUGCAUUUCUAAAUUGAAUACAAAAUGUAUAAAGAUGCAUCUGUUGAAAGGCUGCAACUCAUUGCACCUCUGGAUUCAUGAUUUGCAGGUUGUGGAUAAAUAGUACUCAGUGUCAGGGAGGCUGACAGAUUCACGUAUUCAUCAUCAGAUGGUGCAAUCUCUCCUUUUAUUACAUUUGACUAUCACAAGAGCAUCUGUGACAAAUUAUAAAAAUGAAACACUUCUAAAAUCUGAAAUCAAAUACUGAAAAAAAUCACACUAAAUCAUUUUAUUAAUUUUCUAAUAAGAACACUACAAUUUGUCAUAUUCUUCCUUUUGUUUGACUCUUUCUAGAACAAUUCUAAAGUUGAGGUAUAAAAGGAGUUCAUACAGACUCACCAGUCUGAAAACAGUGGGGGUUAUAUACAAGAGAAAUGGAAAGACAGAGGUAGAGAGAGGGGUAAAUACAAGGGAAAGAGGGGAGAUACAAAUAUACUAAUAAAAAAAAAAAU